AAGGCUCUUUAUGAGAUGAUUAGAUGCUGCAUUCGCGCAGCCUGUGGCACGUUUCAUGCCUCCCCCCGCAGGGACGCUCUCAGGCAAGCAGGAGGCCUCUCUACCCACAGAACCCCCCCAGCACAGCCGCCUGCCCCCAGGGGAUUCAUCCCCCUGAGCUACCAGGGACCCCCCCAGGCCCACAUCAGACCACCCCCCUCCCGUCCCGCUCGUUCCCGCUGCAGGCUGCCGCCCCAGGUCCGGGUCCGCCGCGCCGUUCCCGCGCUGUGCCGAGGGGCGGGCAGGGCGCUCCGGCUCCUCUCUAUGGUACGCGCCGCUCUAUCCCCCUCGUCCUCACGGCCUCAGACCGCCCGCAGCCCCUUCCCGCUGCCUUCGGCCCGUUCAGCCCGUCAGAACUCUUCUCUCUCCACAGCCCCACUCAGGAGCUGUCACCGCAGCCCCGCGGGAACACCCCACCGAACUCCGGUAUCCCACCCUCUCUAUGGCCGCGAGGAGCCGCUCUGCUCCGCGGUCGCCGAGCGACGCGCCCUCUCUAUGGUCCCUCGGGCGACAUGUGGCGGCUGCUGCUGGGCCGCGGCGGCUUCGCGCGCUACUUGCCAUCGCCCGCCCGGCCCGCGGCCUCCGCCGCCCCUGACUCUGCCGACAGCCGCGGCUCCGCGCGGUGCGGGGCCCGCCAUGGCCGCGAGCGUGAGGGACGGCGGCAGCCGCUGCCCGGCCUGCUGCCGCGUUACUCCGUGCUGGACGCCGUCACCUGGGGAGCACUGGCCGCGCUCCUGCUGCAGCUGGUCAGGCAGAUCUCGUGGCUGCGAUCGCUGCCGGACGCCAGGAGGGAGCCCAGGCUUCCCUGGUUGCCAUCGCUGCCCGCACGGCACGCAGUGGUGCCUGAUGCCUCAGCCGGCCUUCCCUGUGCCCAGCUGGGGCCCUGCUUCCUGCAGAAUGCAGAGCUUGCACCAGAGAAUUCAUCCUCAGGCAUCCCCUCGGGGCUAGGAGAGAGGCAGCUGUGGGCAGAAGAAGGGGAGUUCCCAGUCCCUCAGUGCUCCAGCCUGAGGCCAGUUCCGCAGAGUACAAAGGAAAAUCCAGCUCAGCGAGAGCAUUUGGAAGAAGCUGCUUUUCAGUUGCAACAGAUUUUCCGGGUUGAUAUUUCCAUUGCAUUCAAUAUCCUUGGGAUUGAAAGUAUGAGAGCAGGCCAUUACCAGAUAGGCUAUACCUGCUUCAAACUGGCAGCAGAUCGAGGCUACACCAAAGCCCAGUUCAAUGUGGGUCUGUGUUAUGAGCAUGGCAGAGGCACAGAAAAAGACUUGGAAAAGGCAGCUCUUUAUUACUACCGUGCAGCCAGCAGCUGUCACCCCAUGGCACAGUACCGCUAUGCUAGAUGCCUCUUAUACCACAGUCCUGAAAAUGAAUGGCAUAGGCUUCAGAAGGCAGUGACUUUCCUGGAGCAAGCAGCAGAAGCUGGACUUACAGAGGCACAGGCUUAUCUCGGAGUGUUCUACAUGAGGGGGCUACAACCUAAGGAAAAGAGAGGUCUCAAGUACCUAUUGCUGGCAGCAAAGAAUGGUGACGCCCAAAGCAGAUACCACGUGGGCGUUUGCUAUGAGAAGGGCCUUGGAGUGCAGCAAAACCUGGCAGAAGCGAUGAGACACUAUCGACAGUCAGCUGCUGCAGGGAACAGGAAUGCUCAGGAGAGGCUGCGAGUGAUAGAAGAGGAGAUGGAAGAUGUGCGAAGAAAGCACCCAUUUCCUUUCGGAAUGAGAGCCUCUUCCUCCAGCCCCUGUUUCUGGGCCACCGAGCACAUGCCUGCAGGUCUCCAUACCUUCCAGCCAAGACAACCUGCCCUCACCCUGCCCCACUCCUGGAGUGCAGACAGGCUCCACACAAUGACACUCGGCGGCGCAGAAUGGAGCCAUGCCCUAGGAAACAGGGCAAGUCCACUGGAGCUGCAGGGUUUGGAGCCCCACCACUGUGGUUACUAGAGCAGCUGCUGCCAAGCUGCCUACAGAACAGGAGCACUGUCAUCCAGUCCAAGGCUCUUCCCACGUGCUGACAGCUGCCGCAGAAGCCCCGAGCCU
Messenger RNA from Phasianus colchicus (ring-necked pheasant), 2069 nucleotides. It is a transcript of the gene DELE1, whose product is annotated as DAP3 binding cell death enhancer 1. Gene Ontology annotation, molecular function: protein binding. Lineage: Eukaryota; Metazoa; Chordata; Aves; Galliformes; Phasianidae. The record is from RefSeq and is a predicted model, not a curated record. Gene Ontology annotation, biological process: extrinsic apoptotic signaling pathway via death domain receptors. Gene Ontology annotation, cellular component: mitochondrion.